This is a messenger RNA of Penicillium maclennaniae, 1770 nucleotides long. RefSeq lists its product as uncharacterized. Gene Ontology annotation, cellular component: membrane. Gene Ontology annotation, molecular function: transmembrane transporter activity. NCBI's taxonomy places the organism in Eukaryota, Fungi, Ascomycota, Eurotiomycetes, Eurotiales, Aspergillaceae. The transcript has a single exon. The coding region runs from base 1 to 1770 and encodes 589 amino acids. Gene Ontology annotation, biological process: transmembrane transport. The record is from RefSeq and is a predicted model, not a curated record.
AUGGAAAACAAACAUGUACUCGGCUCAGCCGACGACCAAGCCUUGGCCCGACUGGGCAAGAAGCAGGUGCUGAAGAGACGUUUCGGCUUCGUGUCGAUCGUCGGCUUCGCGAUGGCCGAGCUAAUCACGUGGGAGACCGUUUUGACGCUGUUCUACCAGUCCUUUGAGAAUGGUGGUCCUGCUGGUGCCUUCUAUGGUUAUAUCAUCGCAUGCCUGUCGACCCUGUCGACAUAUACUGUUAUAUCCGAAUUGUGCUCCAUGGCUCCCAUCGCAGGUGGCCAGUAUUACUGGGUUUACAUGCUUGCCCCGCUGCGGUAUAAGAAAGCGUCUAGCUAUCUCAUCGGUUGGCUUACCUCCAUGGCAUGGAUCGCGACGAUCGCCACCGAGACUAUUUUUCUGGGCACGAUGAUCGAAGGUCUAAUCACGCUAAAUAACCCCGAUUUCCCGCAAAAACGUUGGCAAAAUACCCUGUUGGCCUGGGCGAGUGUGGCAGGUACCUUCUUCAUUAACGUCGUGGUGCCUGGAAUUCUUCCUAGAUUCAAUAUCUUAAUGCUGGUCUUGCACUUGGCGGGUUUCGUUGCCAUUCUGGCUACUCUGCUCGCCAUGUCGCCCAAACAAUCAUCGGAGUUUGUCUUCCAUACUUCCCUUAACGAGGGUGGUUGGCCCACACAAGGCCUGUCUUACUGCGUGGGCUUCAUCGGAAACAUCGCGACGUUCGUGGGCGCUGAUGCAAGUGUCCACAUGGCCGAGGAGGUCGCCAAUGCCGCAGUGGUAAUCCCCCGCGCAAUCAUUACGGGAAUGACUCUCAACAGUGCUCUCGGACUCGCCAUGAUGGUCACAAUCCUCUUCUGCAUCGGCAACGUGGAUCAUGUUCUGAACUCAGCCACAGGGUUCCCGUUCAUCCAGAUCUUCUACGACAGCACCCAGUCCUACACUGGCGCCUCCGUCAUGACAGCCCUCAUCAUAGUCUUGACAGGCGCCUGUUCCACCGGAAUCACCGCCACCUCAUCUCGUAUGACCUGGUCCUUUGCUCGCGACAAAGGUCUCCCCUUUUCCCACUACAUCAGCAAAGUGAACCAACGCACCCAAGUUCCCAUCGUAUCUGUCACCGUAGUCUGCGGAUUUGCCUGUGCCCUGACUCUCAUCUACAUCGGCUCCGACACGGCCUUUAACGACGUCAUCUCCCUGACCGUGACCGGAUUCUACGGCACUUAUUUCCUCCCAAGCGCGCUCCUUCUCUACCAUCGCAUCAAAGGCAACGUAUUGCCCCAUGGCACCAUGCUCGAUGGCUUCCCGGAUGCAGCCGCGAGCGCCAAUCCAAGUACUCAAGAGAAAUCUGCUGCCCCUUCGCGCCCCAAGGCCCCAGUCGUGAAGGACUCUCCCAAGCCAGGUCCUUUGUCUAGCCCAGAACGCGACAUUCCCGAGAAAACUACGGGUCAAGUGGAGUUUGAGGUUUCUCAGGCUCCUCUCAUUUGGGGUCCGUGGAAAGUACCUGGUAUCCUCGGUACCAUAAACAAUGCAUACGCUUGUGCGUACAUGCUAUUUGUUCUUUUCUGGAGUGUCUGGCCCUCUGAGACCCCAGUAGACUACACUACCAUGAACUACAGUAUUGUCGUGACUGGCGGUGUGCUCAUCCUGAGCGGAGUUUGGUAUUUCGCCCGGGCGCGGAAGGAAUACCAGGGCCCGCUAAUCGAUGAGGAUAUUGCUGCAAUCAUGCAUCUCACCCCAGGCGCUGUUCCAGGAUUGGUACCUGGAUCAUCCGCUGUCUGA